Messenger RNA from Zingiber officinale, 2922 nucleotides. Its product is annotated as protein JOKA2-like. The transcript has 7 exons. Gene Ontology annotation, molecular function: protein binding; zinc ion binding. The record is from RefSeq and is a predicted model, not a curated record. Lineage: Eukaryota; Viridiplantae; Streptophyta; Magnoliopsida; Zingiberales; Zingiberaceae. The coding region runs from base 288 to 2657 and encodes 789 amino acids.
UCUUCGCUACGAAGAAAUCAUCUAAAUCAUGACAAAACGAAGGAAAGGGGGCAUGCGUCAGUAGAAAGCUGCCGUGGCUGAUAGCCCUGCGUUCCCGGUUCCCCUGGCGCUCCGCCCCCUUCCCCUCUUUCUCGUAGCUCCACACUCGUAGCCUUGAUCUCUACAGGCGCCUCUCUCUCUCUCAACGGGCUAGUUACUAGAUAUUAGGGUUGCACAACCUUCUCGAUCCGAUCUGCUCCUCAUCUGGUAAGCUGGCGCAGUUCUCGCUGAUCGAUUCCUUCCCGCUGAUGGAGCCUCGCGCCAACGAGUGGGAUUUUGUCAUUAAGGUGAAGUAUGGUGACACACUUAAGCGAUUUAGUUCUCAUGUCCAUGGAGAGGCAAUUGAUCACAACAUAGCUAGACUGAAAAAGAAGAUUGUUACCCUCUUCAAACUCAGUUCAGAAGUUGAUAUAAUCCUUACCUAUAUUGAUGAAGAUGGCGAAGUUGUAGCCCUUGAUGACGAUGAUGAGCUGCAUGAUGCCGCUAUUAAUCAGCAUUUAAAUCCUCUUAGAAUCAAUGUCUGUUUGAAAUCUAAUACUAGUAAAGAGUCUUACCUGAGGAAUGAGACUGCAAGUUCUACAACUGCUGCAACUGCUAAUUGUCAACAAGAAGAGAACCAAUCUCCUGGAUUAAGUUCAAUAAUUGAUGAGGUGCUAAAACCUGUCCCUGAACAAUUUCGAUCUUCACUUUCCAAGUUCUCUGCUGAAUUCCUUCCAAAGAUUGCAUCAUCUUCACCAGUAAUAGCUGAUAUAGUAGACCACAUCUCUAAAUUAGGUAUACAAAAUGUCAGUCAGUCUUUGAACAGGCCAACUGGUGAGCCAUCAGAAAUACCUAAUCAAACAAAGACUCAGCCGAAGGAUCUUAACAUCAUUGAGGAACCGAAAGUUCUAAAAACUUCGAUUCCAGUGUCGGCAAUAUCAUCUGAUCCAGUUUCAGAGCAGUUGCACAAGAAACUUGUUCCUACAAGUCAGGUUGAUAUAGACAAGACUCAGGCAUCUGUUUGCAGUUCCAAUUUACCAGCAUUUGAACAAACAUCAGGGAAACCCUCAAUUGAUGAUUUGCUGAGAACAUUUUGGAGUAGCAGUGAAACAUCUGAUCGUCAGAAUCAAAUUGGUAAUGUUAGCUGUCAUGGGAAAUCUGUUAGAGCUUGCCCCCCUUUCUUCGUGCCUCCUUUGCAGACUGGGACACAGAAUGAGAACUACAAUCCAUCAGCUCCAGCUUUGACUAAUGCGGUUACUGACUUGAUGGAUGACCAUGAUAAUAAACCAUUUCCGACUGGUGCAGCUCCUACUGGAACAUUUGAUGGGCUUAAUUUUGAGGGAGACAAACAGCGGUCCACUACAGUCGACCCACCUUUUGUGAUUGGUGUAAGGCCCAAUAGUAGUGGUGUAAGGCCCAAUCGUCAUCCUAACCAAAGGGAUGAUGCAUUUAUUGAUAAUGUGCUCCAUACUUUUCAUAGAGGUAUCAUAUGUGAUGGUUGUGGAAUGCACCCAAUUGUUGGUCCACGAUACAAAUCUAAAGUGAAGGAUAACUAUGAUUUAUGUAGUAUUUGUUUUUCUGAGAUGGGCAAUGGAGCGGAUUAUGCCCUGAUUGACAAAUCUCAUCGGUUUUCUCGUAAAUUGAUCAAGCAUUCUCAUCGUGCUCAUUAUAGACGACGUUCUUCACAUCUGCAUGGUUUUGGGAUGCCAAGAGCAAAAUUAGAGAGUCUCUUUAUCAAAGACGUUACUGUGUUAGAUGGGACCCUGAUCCCUCCUUCAACCCCAUUCACGAAAAUAUGGCGGAUGAGAAAUAAUGGCACUGUUCGAUGGCCUUAUGGUACACGACUUGUUUGGGUUGGUGGUGAUCAAUUUGCUAACCAAGACACAGUUUUAUUAGAGAUUUCAUUUGAUGGGUUUCCUAUGGAGGAAGUUGACAUUGCUGUUGAUUUUGUUUCUCCAGCAAUGGCUGGGAGGUAUGUCUCAUAUUGGAGAUUGGCAACACCUUCUGGACAUAAGUUUGGGCAACAAGUUUGGCUUCUUAUUGAGGUGGAUACCAGUCUACGAAGCUCUGGUAGUGGAUUGAAUCUGAAUUUGCCACCUGAAAGCAGUAUUCAAGGUCCGAUUCGAACUAUUGAUAUCAAUGCAGAUCCAAGUGAUGGUCUUCCUCCUGAAUCGGUCCUUGGUGAUAGUUCAGACAAACUUGUGAAACCCAACAUCAUCUAUGAAACAACAAAACUGAAUGAUAAUCCCACUAACAACAAUGCUCCUGCAUCUGAUGUGGUUCCUCUGUCAAGUCCUAUUCCUAUCAUUGAUUUAACGUCAUCCAAGGGCGACUCUUCUCAAUUGCCACCACCACCUACUACACCGUUCGACAACACUGUUGAGGAUACAUUGCUGAAGGAAUUGGAAGACAUGGGCUUUAAGCAGAUUGACUUGAACAAGGAAGUUCUCAUGCGAAACGAGUAUGACCUGGAGCAGUCCCUAGAUGAACUCUGUGAUUAUGCUGAAUGGUAUCUGCUUCUGGAUGAACUGGCAGACAUGGGGUUCUCUGAUAGGGUGAAGAACAAGCAGCUACUGAUUAAAAAUGGUGGCAGCAUUAAGCGAACCGUGUUGGAUCUCAUCGCUGGAGAGAAAGCGUAGUGUUAAGCACAAAUUCUGUAAAUAACUGAGGAAUUGGGUGACUGCUGCUUGCUUCUCUUUAAGUACAUAUCGAGACUAUUUGGGCUAUUGAUACUUAAUACUGGCUGCUACUUAUAUUUAAGCUGCGAUAUUACUUGUUGGCAUCAAAUUGGUUCCUUUAUUUGCCAGUAUAUUAUGUGGUUUUACCAAGUGUAUCAUGAGAACAGACCUACCUAGUAGACUGGUUUCUGGUUUGAAACAGUUUAAAGGGCGUUUAAAUUUGUUA